CACUGGCUGUUCAGCUGUUUUUCUUUACGCGGGAAGCAACGACGCUUCGACGUAAAUUCGGAAACAUCAAAUUAACGUAGUUAAACGAAAGCAAAAUGGUCGAGCGCAUCGAGGAUCUCAAUUUGCCAAAUGCCGUAAUAGCUCGGCUCAUCAAGGAAUCGUUGCCGGAGUCAGCAAGCGUCAGCAAGGAGGCACGAGCAGCGAUCGCAAGGGCCGCAUCUGUAUUUGCCAUUUUUGUGACUUCCUCUUCAACGGCUUUGGCUCACAAACAGAACCACAAAACCAUAACAGCGAAGGACAUCCUUCAGACCCUAACUGAGCUAGACUUCGAAAGCUUUGUGCCGUCGCUGACUGAGGACUUAGAGGUCUACCGAAAAAUGGUCAAGGACAAAAAGGAGAGUAAGGCCAGCAAGAAGGACACGAGCACCUCGGAGAAUCCCAACGCCAGUAGCACUGCAGCCGGCGAGGAAGCAAACGAGUGAUCUCAAAUGGUCCUAAUAAUAUGGAACUGUUGGCCUCUUUAGCUCUUAAUAACAAACUUAGUAAUAAACGAAGUACAAUAAAUACAA
Molecule: messenger RNA, 569 nt
Organism: Drosophila eugracilis
Lineage: Eukaryota; Metazoa; Arthropoda; Insecta; Diptera; Drosophilidae
Gene: Chrac-14
Product: DNA polymerase epsilon subunit 3
Exons: 1
Coding region: 96-482 (128 amino acids)
Biological process (GO): leading strand elongation; DNA damage response; heterochromatin formation
Cellular component (GO): CHRAC; epsilon DNA polymerase complex
Molecular function (GO): protein heterodimerization activity; chromatin DNA binding
Source: RefSeq, a predicted model, not a curated record